Ascochyta rabiei is the source of this 813-nucleotide messenger RNA. RefSeq lists its product as uncharacterized. Gene Ontology annotation, molecular function: phosphopantothenoylcysteine decarboxylase activity; FMN binding. Gene Ontology annotation, biological process: coenzyme A biosynthetic process. The record is from RefSeq and is a predicted model, not a curated record. Gene Ontology annotation, cellular component: phosphopantothenoylcysteine decarboxylase complex. NCBI's taxonomy places the organism in Eukaryota, Fungi, Ascomycota, Dothideomycetes, Pleosporales, Didymellaceae. Bases 1 to 813 code for a protein of 270 amino acids. The transcript has a single exon.
AUGUCGGUAGAAAUUCGCGAUCUAAAGCUGUCAAAGCUCAAACCCCUCGAACACCAGCAUUCCGAACCACCCACACAAUUCCGCAGCCGUUUCGACUUCGAUCACCGCGAUGAGAAGAUACACCUCUUGUUGUGCGCGACCGGAUCCGUUGCCACGAUCAAGAUACCCAACAUAAUCAACGCGCUUGCGAAACACCCGAAUAUUGCAAUUCGACUCAUAUUCACAACAUCGGCGAAGAAUUUCCUGCAAGGACAGAGCGAUGAGCAACCGUCGCUGAUGACUAUAGAGGCGCUGCCGAAUGUAGAGGGGAUAUAUUAUGACGAAGAUGAGUGGAAAGAGCCAUGGAAACGUGGCAAUAAGAUUCUGCACAUUGAGCUACGGCGGUGGGCAGAUAUAAUGGUUAUUGCACCGUUGAGCGCGAAUGAAAUGGCAAAGAUUACACAGGGCUGGUCGGACAACCUACUGCUGUCUGUAGUACGGGCUUGGGAUACUACAGGUCUGAUAGAUCCGGUCAGAGACAUACCAGGCGUAAAUUGGCCGGAAGAGGAAGGAUGGAAAGAAGGUCCGAACAAGAAGCGAAUACUAAUUGCGCCAUCGAUGAACACGGCAAUGUGGUUGCAGCCAAUUACGAAGAAACAGGUGCAGGUGUUGGAGGACGAGUGGGGUGUCAAAAAUGGGGGCUGGUAUGAGGUACUGCAGCCAAUGUCGAAGGAGCUGGCGUGUGGAGAUGUUGGCGGCGGGGCUAUGAAAGAUUGGAGGGAGAUCGUGGGUGUCAUCGAAGCAAGACUUGGUUUGAAAACUAUCGAGGAUUGA